Egretta garzetta (little egret) is the source of this 5932-nucleotide messenger RNA. RefSeq names its product ubiquitin specific peptidase 40 (gene USP40). Gene Ontology annotation, biological process: protein deubiquitination. NCBI's taxonomy places the organism in Eukaryota, Metazoa, Chordata, Aves, Pelecaniformes, Ardeidae. The transcript is spliced from 33 exons. Gene Ontology annotation, cellular component: cytosol; nucleus. Gene Ontology annotation, molecular function: cysteine-type deubiquitinase activity; cysteine-type endopeptidase activity. Bases 68 to 3949 code for a protein of 1293 amino acids. The record is from RefSeq and is a predicted model, not a curated record.
UACCGGUGAGACCGCGUCUGAAGAGCAGGCCCAGCCCCAGCCCCGUGGGGCUCCGGGACUGGAGCAUAUGGAAGGUGGAGAGAGGCAGGGGGAGCCGGGGGAAGGAAGCUGCUUGCAGCAGCGCGUGGAGGAUCCUGAAAUAAGGAGCGAGGGAGGAUUUGGCACUGUCCAGCUGAAGUGCUUCUCUGGAGUGGAUUGUUUUGCCUUCACGAUGUUUGGGGACUUGUUUGAAGAGGACUUUUCCUUUAUUUCAAACAAUCAUUGUGGAAAAGGGAAGAAAUCAAAGCCCAGAGAUUCUGAGCCUCCAGCUCCCAGGGAUUUCACCAACCUAAGUGGUAUCAAAAAUCAGGGUGGGACCUGCUACCUCAAUUCCCUUCUGCAGACUCUGCUUUUCACACCUGAAUUUAGAGAGGCGCUGUUCUCUCUAGGACCUGAAGAACUUGGGAUUCUGGAUGACAGCAGUAAACCAGAUGCAAAGGUUCGAAUAAUUCCAUUACAACUUCAACGGUUAUUUGCUCAGCUUCUGCUCUUGGACCAGCAAGCUGCAUCUACAACAGACCUUACCGACAGCUUCGGGUGGAACAGCAAUGAGGAAAUGAGGCAGCAUGAUGUGCAGGAAUUAAAUCGGAUUCUGUUCAGUGCUUUGGAAACUUCCCUUGUGGGGACUUCGGGUCAUGACCUUAUUAACCGAUUGUACCACGGGACUGUUGUCAACCAGGUUGUUUGUAAAGAAUGCAAGAAUAUCAGUGAGAGACAGGAAGAUUUCUUAGACCUAACAGUGGCGGUAAAAGGUGUUGCUGGCUUGGAGGAGGCCCUGUGGAACAUGUACGUAGAAGAAGAGUACUUUGAAAAUGAGAACUUGUAUCGAUGUGGAGCCUGUGAUAAACUUGUUGAAGCUUCAAAGUCUGCUAAACUGCGCAAGUUGCCACCCUUUCUCACCAUUUCUCUCCUGAGAUUUAACUUUGACUUUGAGAAGUGUGAACGAUAUAAGGAAACGAGCUGCUAUACAUUCCCCGUCCAGAUAAACCUGAGGCCUUUUUGUGAGCAGACUGAAAUGGAUGAUUCGGAGUACAUGUAUGAGCUCUUCUCUGUUAUUAUACAUAAAGGUGGCUGCUAUGGAGGACACUAUCAUGUUUAUAUCAGAGAUGUGGAUGAAUUAGGAAACUGGCAAUUACAAGAAGAAGAGAAUAGGCUGAUUGAAGAUAAGGCUUUAAGAGAUACUGAAAAUGCUGAAGAAGUAGAAAAUCCUUUGGCAGUGUUGAAAGGGAUUUUAUCAGAGGAAGAAUCUACACAAAUUCCUGUGGAUCAAUUAGGGCAGAAAUUAUUGGAGAAAAAAGGGGUGUCUUGGAAUAAGAAAUACCGAAAACAAUAUGGAGCAUUACGAAAGUAUUUGCAGAAUCAUCCUCAGAUAUUUCAGUUCAGUCCUGAUGAAAAUAAGGUUGGUCUGAAGGAAAAAUACAAGCUCCCAUUUAAGUCAGAUUCUCGAGAACAAGAUCUCCAAAGUCUUCCUCAGAAGAAUGAUGUCCAGUGGAAUUUGGAAAAAAACUCUACAAGGCUAAGGGACAGUUCUGCUGGUUGCCAUUGGUUUGAUCUGAACGAUUCAAAAGUCCAGCCAAUCAAGGAGAAGGAUAUUGAGAAACAAUUUCAGGGUAAAGAGAGUGCCUACAUGCUGUUUUACCGAAAAUCUCAGUUAAAAAGACCACCUGAAGCACGAGGAAAUCCAAGGUACCAAAUUCCUGAACACCUUCUGAAUGAAAUGAAUGCUGCUAAUACUGAGCUGCAAAAAAAGAGAGAGGAAUGUGACUCAGCAAACCAUGGCAUUGAUUUACAUCUCCAUUUGAGCUCAUGUUAUAAAUUUCACAAUGGGGCUUUGCAUCCUUCAGUUACUUGGAAAGAGAGUGUUUUGGAUUUGACUAUUGAUAGAAGAAAAACACUAGGAGAUCUUCGACAAUCAGUAUUCCAGGUGUUGGAAUCUUGGGAAGGAGACAUGAUUCUCAGUAUUGCCAAGCCUUUACCAGCAGGUCUGCAUCUUUACCAGAUGCUUGAUGGAGAUGAGCUGACACUAGAUGGCAUUGGGCUGGCUGAUGGAGCAGACAUCUUCGUAUGGAAUGGUAAAGAGGUUGGUGGUACAAAGGUGAUGGCAGGCCCUGAUCAUGAACCUGUGGUCAUAAACGUUCUUCGUUUAGCGGAGUAUAAUGAAGGAGGGAAGGGUCAGCAUUUCACAGAAUCGCAGCAUGUCUUUUCAUGCAGCACAAAACUGGGUGAUCUCUGCAGAGCCUUAGCACCAUCAGGAGGAAUCAUCCUAAAGAAUGGCUCAGGACCAGAUAAAGAAGCCAAGAACUGGGAAGUUUUUCUUGAAGAAGAUAUGAAAGAAACAGUCAAAAGUGUUGGUCUGAUGGAUGGAUGCUCAGUACUAAUCUUAGACAGCCAUGACCAGAGCUUUGUGAAUGUGUCAAGUGGCAAUUUGACUGCUUUUACAAAUGACAUCAGCUGGCUUCAAGUUAAAAACUUCUGCGGAACGGAAGAUGAAGAGAAACAUGUUAAAAUUACUGCCACUAUUGAAACAGUGAUGUCAGAUAUCAAAAUGAAAGCAAUACGGGAGCUUCAGCUAGAGGAGGAACUAGCAAACGGCAGCUGUCUUAGACCUGUUAGUGGAAAUGGGAAACUUCUUUCUCCAGUGCCUGAGGAUUAUACUGUCAAGGAAGCAGAACUGAAAAUGGGAAGCUUGCUAGGGCUGUGUCAUGGGAAAGCUCCAACUUCCACUCAGCUCUUCUUAUAUUUUAUUGUUGGGAGUGACCAAAACGCAAGCCCUGAGAUGGAGAUUGUCGUGGAAGAGACUGCCUCUAUCAAAGAGUGUCUAAAUUUAAUGCUGGAAAAAUCUGGAUUAUCAGGUGACAACUGGCAUUUGAGAAGGAUUGACUGGUGCUAUGAAGCUGGGGAAGCAUUAAGUCAGGAAAAUGCCACUCUGAAGGAACUUAAUGUUUGCAGAGGAGAUACUUUGGUUAUCACUGAAGGAAAGCUUCCAGCAAAGGGUUUUCUGAAAAUACCCAUCUGGUGGUUCACGUCUUCAAGUCAUAUGAAACAUGGAGGGAAUGCACAAGACCAAGUGAAUGGGAUGACCUGCAAGAUGGGUGCUUUGCAGGUGUCUCCUGCAGGAGAUUCACCAGAAUACAUCCACACAGACAUGGAUCUUUGUUAUGCUGGCAGUAUAGAAAUAGCAGGAGAAGCUUCUUUGGAAGAUCUGAAGAUGCAGGCUAUGACCUUACCGUGCUGCCAGGAGCAGAUUGUCCCACUGCCCUCAUUUCUCAGAGCAUGGACAGUGGACAGUAAGCGUCCGGGCAAGCUUUUACGAAACAACAAGCAGCAACUCAAUGACUAUAAGCUGGGUGCCAGAGUAGAAAUUUGCAUUGAACCUUUGCAAAAAGAAGAGCAUUUGGGCCCCCAUGAACUCCUGCUUCGAGUCCAGAUGGGCAUACCAGGGGAGAGGGACUACUAUGACUCCACGGAUUUGGUGUGGGAUAUCUCCAAAGAAUGCACAACCUGGGCACUGAGGCAACGAGUGGCCUCUCACUAUUGUCUCCCUGUAGAUAAAAUUGAAAUAGCCAAAUACUUCCCUGAAAAAUUUGAGUGGCUGCCAAUAUCUAGCUGGACACAGCAAAUUUCGAAGAGGAAACGAAAGAAAAAACAGGAGAGUUUACAGUCAGCGCCUUAUCACCUGAAAGAUGGAGAUAUUAUUGGGGUGAAGAAUCUGCUCCUUGAUGACACUAAGGACUUCAGCACAGUUAGAGAUGACGUUGGAAAAGAGAGACAAAGGCAGCUUGCAUUUGAAAAAAAGAAAAGUCGGCAAGCUGAACGCUUACAGGACCAUGUUUUCUCUGAGGAGAAGCUGAAUAUCAAGCACCGUAAACCAGAAGUGGCUCUUUCUAUCAAUGUGGGCGUUUUCAGAUAGCACUACGAGAUGAUUUGCUGACCAGCCAGACCAUACUACCGAUGUACUCAGUUGGAAUAGAGUACCUCAACUGGACCAGCACGAGGGUCUUUCCCAAAGUGUCUUCAAGAAUCACAGAGUUGAACUGGAUAUAGGAUUCAGGAUAACUCUGAUUUUCUUCUAAUCUCUCUUGGGCAAGUGCUUUAGCAUCCCUUUAUCGAUGUGGUACUUAUUCUCAGGCUAGGUAAAUGCACUUUAUCCAUGAGAAAACUGAUUAAUAUAUUGUGUAACCUUUUGGUGACUGUUUUGUAAUCACCCUAAAUGCUUUUUUUUUUUUUUUUUUUGGUCAGAUGCUGAUGUCUUGCACCAUCACUACAGAGUUUGCUGGGUUUUUAAUGCAGUCAUAAUCAUCUCUCUUUAUAAUGUUUUUUUUCCAUCUCUGAUCACUGAAAUUACUAGUGAUACCAGAAUUUGCUUUUGUCUCAUUAUAUAGAAACCUAAGUCUGUAGUAGGUCAAGUCAGCUUUCAGGAAUGAAGGAAAUGUGGAAAUCUCUGGACAAAGCAUACUAAAUUGGCUCAAAAAAGAGCAAGUUCAGAACCUGUCAAGCUCUAACACCUUGAUAUGGAAUAACAGUGUGAUAACCUUAUAUUUUAAAGUUGCUAGGGGUUUUUUGGUUGUCCAUAAACUUCACAAGCAAACAAAACAGUUGGAAAAAAUCGGCAGGUCUGAUGUUUGGUCUUAAGUGGGUUUUAUUGUACUCAGGAAAAAGGCUUGUAUUUAUUUUCAGUACUGUUAUUCAGAGGACUUGCCCUCAUUUCUUAUAUUUUCAAUUGUUCUAAUAUUCUUUGUUGCAUUUGGGAAAAAGAAAGUUUCUCUUGGGGUCACGAAGCUGAUAUACAGCCUCAGUAUCAAAGGUUCUUAAGUAUAUGUUUACUGAACGCUUGUGAGGUUGGAUCUCAAGAUUGGGAACGUGCUUAACUACUAGCUGAUGAGAAACUAUAUUUUUCUUACCCUUGAGGCUGGGAGUCAGGGUUUACCAGAAGCUGACAUUGCAGCAUCUUUAUAGAAACUUCUAACGCUUACAGUACUGAAUUGUGUUUCACCCACUGUAUGUGACUAUUUGUAACUUAAUUUCCCAUCAGGCUCAGAAUUUUCUUUGAGCACAGCUAGUACUGACAAAUUAACCCAAGCUCCUAAUGUCGUUAGGUGUUUAUAAUCAAAUUCUAAAUGUGUUUUGAACGGUAACGUAAAAAUGGAACGGUGGAUGAUGACACACAAGCAUUUCUGUGCAGCAGUCACGUGCUGGUGGCAUCUAUCGUGUUUGCCUUUUACGGCUGGGAACCUGUGCAAAUGGGUUGCCGUACUGCGUGAAGUCUGCCAUCAGACAUGCUGCAGGGCCUUGUUGAACUGCGCAAAUGUCCAGAAACCUGUUCCGAAAUGAGGAAAGCAAUUGUUCAAAAAUAGCUUUUGAACGUAGCCUGAAGUAUCCUUAGCUAAAACUGUGAUAAUGAGAGGACAAAAUUGUAGUCACUUUUGGGGGCUACUGUAGACAUUUAGCCUGUUUUGUGUACAUGUAGAAGAUAUUGUAGAAGAAGAUGUCAGUGCAGCAGACUAUAAAAUUUUGGCUAAUGUGAGAAGAUCUCUCAUUUACCUUUUUAUAGGUAUUUCGGACAGCUUCAAUACAAAAACUGACACCCUUGGCUCUCAGCAAAACCAAAAAAAGGCAGAAGCACCUUGAAGCCGAUGAUUAGUAUUGAUUUCUUUGCAUAUCUUUAAAAUUCAGCAGGUGCUUCUGUGCUUUCUUAGGCUGACUCAUUCAAGAAGAGGGGAUAUUUUGAUUUCCUCACUGUUUCGAUUGUGGGUAGGCUUCACUUGAAUCUUGAAAUCCUAGUUUUAUGGAUAGAUUUUCUGACUGAGGUGAGGGCAGCCAACUGCUUUCCCCACAUUAUUUUGUGUCACCUUUUUCCAUAUCAACAAAGUGUUCCUGUGAGCCAGGAAUGACC